AUGGAGGCCGCCGUCCAAGCGUAUGAGGAGGCCCUGCAUAUCCACGAGCACCUGAAGACCUUGGAGUCGCCUGAGGGUGCCACGCUUCUCUCGAACAUUGGCGUUGCGCGCCUUCGGCAACGCAAGAAGAAAGCUGCGAAACAGGCUUUCGAGCGAGCACUUUCGAUUCGAGAGAAGACCGGCACGUUGGAGACAUCCGCCGGAGCCACCCUGCUCACAAACAUUGCAGACGUGCAGGAACUUUUUGGUGAUGUCGAGGGUGAGCUCAGGUUGUAUCUACAGGCCAGAGACAUUCGCGAGAAGACUGGUACCUUGGAUUCCUCUGCCGGCGCAGUGGUGUUGUCGCACAUUGCGGGCAUCUACUCCAAGCGAGGAGACACUGCAGAAGCUCUUUCCUGGUUCGCACGUGCUCGUGAGGCACGCGAGAAGUCCGAGACCCUGGAAACCGAUGCUGGCGCAAAGCUGCUGGCCAAAACAGCAGAGCUGCUGGGCCGCGAGGACCGCAGCGCGGCGGCUGCUCUUCUGGAGGAGGCCUGGCAGAUCCGUGUGCGCUCUGAGACCCUACACUCGGAAUCUGGCUUAAAGCUGUUGAGCUCUCUGUGCAGCACUCGCGCGGAUCUCCACGAACACGAUGCAGCCGAAGAGGUCUGGAUGGCAGCGAAGGAUGUGGUGGAGGCCAUGGGCGACUUCUCGAGGAUGCCUGGAGUCAGGCUCCUUGAGCUACAUGGGGACCUCAAGCGGCUUCGUGGGGACCCACAGGGCGCUUGCGAGGCAUGGGCCGCAGCCGCCUCAGUGCGGGCGACGCUGGGAAAGGUCACUGGAGCACCGGCGGCCGAUCUCUACCUUAGGCUUGCAGCUGUUUGCGAGGACUUAGGGGACGUGGCGCUCUCGGAAGAGUACCAGGAACAAGCUUUGCUGGCCAGGGCCAAACAAACGCCCAAGAACCAGAACCUGAACACUACGCAGUCAUUUUGGAUGUCGGAGACCUCACCCAGCUCACCGUAG
Molecule: messenger RNA, 1005 nt
Organism: Symbiodinium pilosum
Lineage: Eukaryota; Dinophyceae; Suessiales; Symbiodiniaceae
Source: the annotation of a GenBank genome assembly